Lathyrus oleraceus (garden pea) is the source of this 2491-nucleotide messenger RNA. Its product is annotated as DEAD-box ATP-dependent RNA helicase 8. The coding region runs from base 454 to 2016 and encodes 520 amino acids. NCBI's taxonomy places the organism in Eukaryota, Viridiplantae, Streptophyta, Magnoliopsida, Fabales, Fabaceae. Gene Ontology annotation, molecular function: RNA helicase activity; nucleic acid binding; ATP binding. The transcript is spliced from 10 exons. The record is from RefSeq and is a predicted model, not a curated record.
AACACUUUAUACGCCCUAGAGCCUAAACAUCAAGAGCCUUCACACCUUCCCUUCUCCCUUCUUUCGGUUUCUUCUUCCUCCAACUCCAACCCAUCCAAACACACAAAUUUCCGAGGAGAAAAAAUCCCAAUAGAAACCAAAACCUACUUCGAUAUUUCUUCUCCGUCUCAUAUCAUUUUUAUCUCCCGUCGAAAUUUCCUCUCAAAUUCCGUCUUUCUCCUCGACUUAGAUCUACACAAGGAAAUUCGCAUUUUCCCUCUAUUUUUUUUUCCUUUCACAGAAGGAAAGAAAUUCAAAACCUAAUCCUCUCACUCUCUUUUUGUACGAUAUAUAUACCGAACCCUAACUCAGUUUUUUGGUGCUCAGGUUUAGAUUCGUAGCAUUUCUGUACAUUGGAAAUUUUCUUUCGCCGUUUUUUCUAGGUUUGAGUUUUAGGGUUUUUCAAUCGGCGCCAUGAACAACAACAAUAGAGCGAGAUAUCCACCUCCCGGGAUCGCUCCUGGACGCGGAGGAGCGAAUCCCAACGUGAAUCUGAACCAGAACCCGAACCUGAACCAUCAGUUUCAGCAAAGACCACCUUACCACCACCAUAACCAACAGCAACAUCACCAGCCGCAACAGCACCAGCCACAACAUCAGCAGCAGCAGUACUAUGCGCAGAGACAAAUGGUGCAGCAACACCAGCAGCAACAUCAGCAGCAGCAGCAGCAACAACAGUGGCUGAGAAGGGCACAGUUGGGUGGUUCGGAAUCCAACGCUGCCGAGGAGGUCGAGAAGUCCGUGCAGUCUGAAGCCAAUGACUCAAGUUCUCAAGACUGGAAGGCCGGACUAAAGAUUCCACCAGCUGAUACACGCUUUAGGACAGAGGAUGUUACAGCAACUAAAGGAAACGAAUUUGAGGAUUACUUUUUGAAACGGGAGCUGCUCAUGGGAAUAUAUGAGAAGGGUUUUGAAAGACCUUCCCCCAUCCAAGAAGAAAGCAUUCCAAUUGCUCUUACUGGCAGUGACAUUCUUGCCAGGGCUAAAAACGGAACUGGCAAAACAGCUGCAUUUUGCAUUCCUGCAUUGGAAAAAAUUGAUCAGGAUAAUAAUGUUAUUCAAGUUGUUAUCUUGGUCCCAACACGUGAGUUGGCUUUGCAAACAUCUCAAGUGUGUAAAGAGCUUGGAAAGCAUUUGAAAAUCCAAGUUAUGGUUACAACAGGAGGUACCAGUCUAAAAGACGACAUAAUGCGCUUAUAUCAACCAGUUCACCUGCUUGUCGGUACCCCAGGAAGGAUAUUGGAUCUUACUAAGAAGGGUGUUUGCAUUCUUAAGCAUUGCUCAAUGCUGGUUAUGGACGAGGCUGAUAAGCUUCUCUCCCCAGAGUUCCAGCCUUCGAUUCAGCAACUGAUUCAUUUUCUUCCAACAAACCGUCAAAUCCUGAUGUUUUCAGCAACAUAUCCUGUUACUGUGAAGGACUUCAAAGAUAGGUUUCUUAACAAACCAUAUGUCAUUAACCUUAUGGAUGAGCUCACGCUGAAGGGUAUUACACAAUUUUAUGCAUUUGUGGAAGAGAGACAGAAAGUUCACUGCUUAAAUACUCUCUUUUCUAAGCUACAAAUAAACCAGUCAAUUAUCUUCUGCAACUCAGUGAAUCGGGUUGAACUGCUUGCCAAGAAAAUCACUGAACUGGGGUAUUCAUGUUUCUAUAUUCAUGCAAAGAUGCUGCAAGACCAUCGUAAUAGAGUAUUUCAUGAUUUCCGUAAUGGUGCAUGCCGAAAUCUUGUCUGUACUGAUCUUUUUACUAGGGGAAUAGACAUCCAAGCAGUUAAUGUUGUUAUAAACUUUGAUUUUCCCAAGAACUCGGAAACUUAUUUGCACAGGGUUGGUCGUUCAGGGAGAUUUGGCCACCUUGGUUUAGCGGUGAACUUGAUCACUUACGAGGACCGCUUUAAUUUAUAUAGGAUUGAACAAGAACUUGGCACUGAAAUAAAGCAAAUUCCGCCACACAUUGAUCAAGCAUUUUAUUGCCGGUGACCACAGUAGUUACAUGGGUUGUUUUACUAGUUUGAUGAGUAGCUAUGGUUAAUGUGUCUGUCACUCAAGCAAGCAAGGUGGUGUGCGAGGUAGUAUUAUGGAAUUUGGAGUAUUGUUGGACCAUUUGUUAAGUUUUUUUUUCCCUUUUUCUUUCCAAUUUCUGGUUAAGAGCUGUGAAACAUGAGAGGUUGCAUAUGGCCUUGCAUUUGAGGAUGCACUAUGGAAAUUGGGAUAUUGUUGGAACCUUUGUUUAGUGUUUUAUUUUUAAUGAAAAGUUUCUGGAUGAGAGCCGGGAACCUGAAGACAUUAGAACCUCCAGAGAAUUUGGUUUUGGCUUUUAACUGCCAUAUGUUCUGGUGGGUCCAGUUGGUGUUUCUGUUGGGUUACAUUUGCAGGUGUUACUGCAUGUUAUCAGCACUGUGACUGCAUGUUACCAGUACUGUUACUUUCAAUUAAAUAAAUGGUUUAGAGAUAA